Messenger RNA from Papaver somniferum (opium poppy), 1217 nucleotides. RefSeq names its product ethylene-responsive transcription factor LEP-like. The record is from RefSeq and is a predicted model, not a curated record. The transcript has a single exon. Gene Ontology annotation, molecular function: DNA binding; DNA-binding transcription factor activity. Gene Ontology annotation, biological process: regulation of DNA-templated transcription. The coding region runs from base 165 to 1061 and encodes 298 amino acids. Lineage: Eukaryota; Viridiplantae; Streptophyta; Magnoliopsida; Ranunculales; Papaveraceae.
AUUCUGGGUAAAAGUGCAUCCUUAGGCAGCAAAGUUUUUCUCUUAUUUAAACACCAAACGUUCAGCAAAGAAAAUACACAUUUCCUACUCUUUAUUAUCAUUGUCUCCUUGACUCAGUUCAGCUAUUGAGAGUAUACUGAAACUCAUUACUGCUUUCUCUUCUCAUGGAUUUUCUCAAGUCGAAAACGAAAUCGUCGUCUUCGUCGCAAGAAAAGAAGACCAAGAAAAAACCACAAACAACAACAGCCCAGCAACAAGAAGCAGGAAGUGGAGGAAAGUUUCUUGGAGUAAGAAGGCGGCCAUGGGGAAGGUAUGCAGCAGAAAUUAGAGACCCGUCAACUAAAGAGAGGCAUUGGCUUGGAACGUUUGAUACUGCAGAGGAAGCUGCCUUGGCCUACGAUAGAGCUGCUCGGUCCAUGAGAGGUUCUCGAGCUCGAACCAAUUUCGUAUAUUCCGACAUGCCACCUGGCUCUUCCGUCACUUCUAUCAUUUCCCCUGAUGAUCAAACAGCGGUCAAUGCUGAUAUCAAUAAACCUUCUAAAUCUCUCUAUCAAAUUCCACCAUCCCAACAACAGAAAGUUGACUCCAAUUCUCAUGCUGGAGGCAGCAAUUUGUGCAACUUUUCCGGUGGAUAUUCUGCUGGAGAUUCAUGGAUUUCGGCGUCAUCUUCCUCUCAGCAACAACAGCCAAUGACUGCUACUACAGUUGAUUGUGGUGAUAGUUUUGGGUCGUCUUAUAACUCCUCUAAUCAGUACUACUACGACGGAACAGACCUUCCUCCUUUACCUACCUCUGACAUUUCAGGUUCUUUUGGUUGUACAAACAAUUCUUCUGCUUACGAUAUGGCUCAGGGGAUUUGGUCAUCUGACACCAGUUAUAAUUUUGGGUAUCCAGAACAGACUACAAGUGGAUUUGAAACGGUGUCAAGUGGGUCUUGUUUGGGUUUUGACACCGGGGAGUAUGUGCAUAGCCCGAUGUUUGGCAGAAUGCCGUCUGUUUCAGAUGCAUUCCCAGGAGUCGCCGAUGGUUUUGAAUUGGGUUCUUCAGCUUACUUCUUUUAAAAAGAUUGUAUCCUUUCUCUCUUUUUUUAGGGGUCAGUGUUUUCUCUAUGGGUCACGGUUGAUGAUGAUGUGUUUAUAAUCUUGCCUGGAAUCAGAUCAAUCGAUCAGUUUGAGUUUCUACCGAAUCAGGAAUAUAUUUCAUAUUUUUCACUGUUA